Molecule: messenger RNA, 588 nt
Organism: Ricinus communis (castor bean)
Lineage: Eukaryota; Viridiplantae; Streptophyta; Magnoliopsida; Malpighiales; Euphorbiaceae
Exons: 1
Coding region: 1-588 (195 amino acids)
Source: RefSeq, a predicted model, not a curated record
AUGCCGAGAUAUGCGAAGUUCUUAAAAGAGAUCCUUAGCAACAAAAGGAAGUUUAAGGACUUAUUCGUGACGUUAAAUGAGGAAUGUUCGGCGAUUUUCCAGAACAAGUUACCGGAAAAGAAACAUAAUCCAAGGAGUUUUACUAUCCCUUAUGUUAUAGGUGACUUAACUAUUAGUGAUGCUUUAGCUGAUUUAGGAGCUAGCAUUAAUGUAAUGCCGUACAACCUGUUUGCUAAGUUGGGGCUGGGAGAGACAGAACUUACUAGGAUGAGUAUAGAACUAGCUGAUAGGUUAGUCAAGCACCCUAGGGGUAUUGUAGAGAAUGUGCUUGUUAAGGUGGAUAAAUUCAUAUUUCCUGUUGAUUUUGUGAUCUUAGACGUGGAUGGUAAGAGUAGUGUACCUUUGAUUCUAGGUAGACCUUUCCUUACAACAUCUAGGGCAAUUAUAGAUGUUUGUGAUGGAAAGCUUGAACUUAGGGUAGAGGAUGAGACUGUCACCUUUGACUUGAAUAAUUCUAUGAAACAGUCUUUAGAUCAUGAUGAUGCUGUGUAUUCUAAUAAUAUAAUUGAUAAUGUUGUUGAGACAUAG